Drosophila hydei is the source of this 1103-nucleotide messenger RNA. RefSeq names its product UDP-xylose and UDP-N-acetylglucosamine transporter. Gene Ontology annotation, biological process: transmembrane transport. The coding region runs from base 57 to 1085 and encodes 342 amino acids. Gene Ontology annotation, cellular component: Golgi membrane; endoplasmic reticulum membrane. The record is from RefSeq and is a predicted model, not a curated record. The transcript is spliced from 2 exons. Gene Ontology annotation, molecular function: UDP-xylose transmembrane transporter activity; UDP-N-acetylglucosamine transmembrane transporter activity. Lineage: Eukaryota; Metazoa; Arthropoda; Insecta; Diptera; Drosophilidae.
UUUUGUUGACAUGGGCAGAAGAAAGUUGCUGGGCAAAUGGCCAAUGGCCUAAAUAUAUGGCCAAAGUCCAAUGCAUGGUUAGUGCAAUGAAUCUUCGCGCUUGUUUUGCAACUGCCAAUGUCUUUAUUGGAUGUUGUUGUGGUGUUGUAUUUCUGGAAUCGAUCGUCAAAUUGGAUCCGGGUGCAGGUAAUCUGGUUACCGCUGGACAAUUUGCAUUUAUUGCCUUGGAGGGAUUCGUCUUCACUUCCAAAUUCGGUACUGUAAAACGCGUGAUAAGUCUGCGGGACUAUGGCUUGCUUGUGGCCAUGUUUUUUCUGACAAGUGUGUGCAAUAACUAUGUAUUCCAUUUGAAUGUGCCCAUGACGCUGCACAUGAUAAUCCGUGGAGGUAGUCUCAUAUCGAACAUGUGCCUUGGCACCAUAAUACUCAAACGUCAGUAUCGGGUUAAACAGUAUAUAGCAGUUAUCUUGAUUACCCUGGGCAUUUUUAUCUGCACCUAUUUCUCUAGUCAGGCUGUAGGCCUGGGUGAGGGACAUGACGACACUGCCGACAAAGCAAACAUAUUUUGGUGGCUAGUUGGUGUGCUGCUACUAGUGAUCGCGCUAUUCAUCUCCUCGUAUAUGGGCAUUACCCAGGAGCUCUUGUAUCGCAAACAUGGCAAGUGCGCUCGCGAGGCACUUUUUUAUACACACCUGUUGCCACUACCUGCGUUUUUGCUUAUGCAUGACAACAUAAAAGCGCAUUGGACUUUGGCUAUGGAAACUGAAACCUGCAGAUUUGCAUGGUUGGGUGAUAUGGUUGUGCCGCUGUUGCUGCUUUAUUUGUUUGGAAAUGUGCUGAUGCAGCAUUUAUGCAUUAGCUCUGUAUAUUUUCUGACUACCGAGUGCAGCUCCUUGACUGUCACGUUGAUUUUGACACUGCGCAAAUUCGUAUCGUUAGUUUUCUCUAUUGUAUACUUUCGUAAUCCGUUUACCAUUUAUCACUGGUUGGGCACUAUACUCGUGUUUGUGGGCACUUUGAUGUUUGCCAAUGUCCCUAGUUUUCCAGUUGGUCGUUUGAGAAGAAAUGCUGUGAAAAGUGAUUAAACAUUCCAUUGAACAACA